Messenger RNA from Suillus plorans, 1592 nucleotides. RefSeq names its product cytochrome P450. The record is from RefSeq and is a predicted model, not a curated record. Bases 1 to 1536 code for a protein of 511 amino acids. Lineage: Eukaryota; Fungi; Basidiomycota; Agaricomycetes; Boletales; Suillaceae. Gene Ontology annotation, molecular function: monooxygenase activity; iron ion binding; heme binding. The transcript is spliced from 11 exons.
AUGCUGAUAUUCACCAAUGUUACUUGGCUGGACCUACUAUGUCUUGCUGGUGCCGGAGUGUAUCUGGUCAAGCAGGCAUUCGGAAAGAAGAACCUUGCACCAUAUCCCCCUGGACCUCCGGGGUGGCCUCUCAUUGGGAACGUCGCAGACAUGCCCCACAACAAGGCCUGGCUCACCUUUGCCAAGUGGCGCAAAAAAUAUGGUGACAUCUCGCAUGUCGAAGUUCUGGGUCGGCACAUCAUUGUACUGAAUUCUGUCGAGGCAGCGAUGGCAUUGCUAGACAAGAAAAGCUCUGUCUACUCUGACCGUCCGGUUCUUACAAUGGGUGGCGAACUUGUUGGCUGGAAGUACGCUUUGGGUUUUCUCUCUUAUGGUGAUCGUUUUCGCUAUUACCGCAAGAACAUCCACCGCAUCAUUGGCAGUCGUGCUGCUAUGGCUGUCUACGAACCGAUUGAGGAGAUUGAGACCCGCCGGUUCCUGAAGCGUGUGUUUGCAAAACCUGAGCAACUGCAAGCACAUAUUCGACACACUGCUGGCGCUAUCAUUUUGCAAAUCUCUCAUGGAUAUGAGGUUAAGGAGAAUAAUGAUCCCUUCGUCGACCUUGCAGACCGCGCUAUGAAUCAAUUAUCGCGGUCCACCGAUACUGGUGCCUUCAUGGUUGACAUCAUGCCAUGGUUGGCCAAGGUUCCCGAGUGGUUUCCCGGUGCUGGAUUCAAAUGCUUGGCCCGUGAAUGGAACCAGACCCUCGAAGAGUUGGUUGCUGCACCACACAAAUUCGUCAAGGAUCAGAUAGCUGCCGGAGUUGCCCGUGUGUCUUUCACCUCGAAUCUGUUGAAAGGCCGAACUUUGUCUGCGGAAGAGGAUCACAUGGUGAAAUGGUCUGCUCUAUCCCUAUACGCCGGUGGUGCCGACACGACAGUUUCUACAAUCUAUUCAAUUUUCCUGGCGAUGACACUGUUCCCUGAUGUGCAGAAGAAGGCUCAGGCUGAAAUAGAUGCUGUUGUUGGCACUGAUCGUCUUCCCUCUUUGGCAGACCGCGACUCCCUCCCCUAUAUCGAGGCCCUUGUGAAAGAAUCCCUGCGCUGGAAUGUUGUCAUCCCUACAGGGAUCCCCCACUGUGUCUCUGAGGACGAUAUCUAUGACGGGUACUACAUUCCGAAAGGAUCCUUGAUCAUGCCUAACAUCUGGUUCAUGCUCAAUGACCCGCGGACAUAUGCUAACCCUUCGGAAUUCAACCCUGAACGCUUCCUAGACAAUGACGGAAAGGAUCCCGAACGUGAACCUCGCACGAUCUGCUUCGGCUUUGGUAGACGGAUCUGUCCCGGCCUCCACCUCGCUGAUGCUUCCAUCUGGUUAUCUACUGUGAUGUCGCUCGCCGUGUUUGAUAUUUCCAAGAUUGUCGAGAACGGUGUCGAGCACACCCCCGAGGUCGACUCCUCAUCAGGCGCGAUCAGUCAUCCGAAACCAUUCAAGUGCUCUAUUAAGCCUCGCUCUGCAAAAGCUAUUGCGCUCAUUCAGCAGGAUGUUGACUAUUAAGGGCACGAAGAUGAUCCUUGUUAUCUCAAUCUGUCAUGCAUUCUGAUAUCGUACAU